Molecule: messenger RNA, 1733 nt
Organism: Sorghum bicolor (sorghum)
Lineage: Eukaryota; Viridiplantae; Streptophyta; Magnoliopsida; Poales; Poaceae
Product: transcription factor bHLH96
Exons: 3
Coding region: 334-1374 (346 amino acids)
Biological process (GO): regulation of transcription by RNA polymerase II
Molecular function (GO): DNA-binding transcription factor activity, RNA polymerase II-specific; protein dimerization activity; RNA polymerase II cis-regulatory region sequence-specific DNA binding
Source: RefSeq, a predicted model, not a curated record
CCUGCCACAGCCACUCACCUGCGGCGCUGGCUGAAGAGCUGCCGCCGCCGCCGCCGCCGCUACUGGCCUUGCGACCCGCGCCCACGCUGGAGAGUGAGACACGCAGAUAGCACCAAGACCAGCAUCGGCUGCGUAGCUGCUGCUGCUGCUCGUCUCUUCUUUCUUUCAAGGUUGCGGGGGAAGGAGGAGGAGCCAGGCAGCCAGGCGGCAGCGAGGAGGGGCGCGUAGCAUAGCGCCGUACCGGCAUAGAGAAGAGGCCGCCGGGCGGCGAGCGCGUACGUCCGUUGCAGAGCGCGCGCGCGCUCUGGCCUCCGUGCGACACCACCGAUCGACAUGACGCUGGAAGCUCAGUGCACGACCACCAGCGACGUCCUCGUCUACGACACCGCCGCCGCCGCCGCGUGCGCCGGUUCUGCCGGGGCGGAGAGCUCCCUCUUCGGCAAUGCAGCACCGGCAGAGGCGCCGGCGGCGUCCCAAGCGAACGGGGAGAGCAGCGUGCAGCAGGUGCGGGGGAACCGGCGGGGGCGGCAGAGGACCACCAAGAACGACUCGGACGCCGAGAACCAGCGGCUGAUGAACCACAUGGCCUUCGAGCGCAACCGCCGCCGCCAGAUGAGCGAGGCCCUCGCCGCGCUCCGCUCGUUCUUGCCGGACUCCUACGUCCACCAGAGCGAUAAGGCGGCCGUGGUCAGCGGCGCCAUAAAUUGCGUGAAGGAGCUCGAGCUGCACCUGCAGGCCCUUGAGGCGCAGAAGCUAGCGCUGAACCGGCAGCAGCUGCUGCUGCAGCAGCAGCAGCGGCGCAGCGACACGGCGGCAGAGCGCAACGCGGCGAAACUGUCACCAGGCCAUGACAACCCGGCGUCCGCCGGCAACAACAGCGGGGACGCCGCGGCGCGCGGCGAGGUGCCGGCGCCGGCGCCGCAGCCGCCUCCGUUCGCGUGGUUCUUCCGGUACCCGCAGUACGCGUGGCGCCAGGCCAAGCAAGCGCGGAAGUACGCCGCCGCCGUCGUGGAGGGGGAGGAGGCGAGCCGCCGCGCGGCCGCGGUGGCGGACGUGGAGGUGGGCAUGGUGGACCACGGGCACGCCAGCCUCCGCGUGAUGGCGCCGCGGCGGCCCGGGCAGCUGCUGCGGAUGGUGGCCGUGAUGCAGGAGCUCGGCCUCCACGUGCUGCACCUCACCGUGGCCACCGCGCCCGACGCCACGGUGCUCUACACGUUCAACCUCCUGGCGGAGGAAGGGUGCAGCCUGGCCACGGAGGAGGAAAUCGCCGCGGCGGUGCACCACGUCCUCUGCAUCAUCGACGCCGAGGUGACGGCGCACAGGCUGCUCGCCGCCGGAGCUGCAGGGCACCCGGGCCUCGAGCGGUCUAGCUAGGCAGGAGAAACCCACCGCCCAGCCGCCCGACGAGGUGGUCUGCCGGCGGCGCAACGCAAUGCAGGCGAGCCGGGGAGCAUGGACUGCAGGUGUCUGCUUUCGUUUCUUGUAAGGACUUGUUUGUAUGUUGUCGGAUUUACCUCAAUCACGUGUGUUGAAGUGGAUUGUGGUGAAAUUUAGUUUAAGUUUUACUCCAAUCCAUCCAUCCCAACACAUGUGAAUUGAUGCGAAUCCAACUAUAUCCAAACAAGGCAAAGUGUAGCUGCCAAAGUGUAGCUGGCCAGCAGGGGAGCCUGCUGGCGUACUUAUGUAACGCAAGUUCGUUUCUGGACUUUGUGGUCUAUGGUCACGUUCGUGCA